UUAUUGCAUCCUUUUCUCAUCCUUUGAAACCCUAGCAGUAGCUUCUCUUCAUAAACUCCCCCUAUUUUCCCUCAAUUCCAUCUGCGAAUUCCUUCACGAAUUCACCUUCCAGUGCUUGUACUUUUCUUGCUGAGGAUCUUCUGAAACCCAACGAUCGACGGAUUUCUUUGUUGUCCUGCCUUCUACGAUCUGAUUUUAGUUUUCAUUAAAUUCAGAAAGACUUUCCGUAUUUGUUCUCUAUGGCCUCUUUGGAUAUGUCUCUUGAUGACAUGAUAAAGAGUAGAAAAAAUACUGUUAAAGGAGGCAGAGGGCAAGGCAGGCCACGGCGUGGAAGAGGAGGGCCUGGAGGGCCAUCCCGUGGUGGAAGGGCACCAUUUGGUGCUCCUCGCAGAAAUCCUCUUGGACUCAAUGCUCGACCUUCAGCUCACACUAUUGCCAAGUCAUUCCGCAGAACCAAGAACUUACCAUGGCAUAGUGGUCUUGUUGAAGAAAGUCUGAAGUCAGUUGGGCUGUCAGGGUUGGAAGCUGGUACAAAGUUAUUUAUUUCAAACUUGGAUGUUGGGGUUUCCAAUGAAGAUAUAAGGGAGCUCUUUUCUGAGAUUGGAGAGUUGAUUCGGUAUGCUAUUCACUUCGACAAAAAUGGACGCCCAAGUGGUUCAGCUGAAGUGGUUUUUGCAAGGCGGAGUGAUGCAUUUCAAGCACUCAAACGUUAUAACAAUGUCCAGUUGGAUGGAAAGCCUAUGAAGAUAGAGAUAGUUGGUGCCAAUGCAGGGAUCCCAUUGUCAGCUCGUGUUAAUGUAGUGGGAGGAGCAAAUGGAAAGAAGAGGACAGUUGUCAUGGCGUCUGGACCUGCUCGUUCAAGAGGUGGUUUUACUCCGGCAAAUCGUGGCACUGGACAAAGGGGUCGUGGAGGUUUGAACACUGGACGUGGAGGUGGGGGUCGUGGCGGGAGCCGUGGCCGUGGUCGUGGUGGGGGCCGUGGUCGUGGAGGCGCACAAUGGAGAAAGAAGGUCGAGAAAUCUGCUGAUGACCUUGAUAAGGAACUCGACAGCUACCAUGCUGAGGCAAUGCAGUCUUAGAGAUGGUCUUUAGAUUCACCUGUUAAGAGAUGUUUAGCUGUACAAUCUGGGUGUGCUCACAACUGCUGAGUGGUUAUCUUUUGAUGAUGGUUUGGAUUAUAUUUUGCUCUCUGUAGCUGCUGGAUGUUAGUCAAGUAGUGGCGUGAAUUUGUUAGCCUUUGCUUUUUCUAGUAUUAAAUGAAAUGUUUUAUCUGUAUUUCACAGUUUAUUAAUCACAGAAUUCAAUGGUGAUUUUGAAGUAAAAA
Messenger RNA from Salvia splendens (bonfire salvia), 1324 nucleotides. RefSeq names its product THO complex subunit 4D. Gene Ontology annotation, biological process: mRNA export from nucleus. The transcript is spliced from 7 exons. The coding region runs from base 240 to 1079 and encodes 279 amino acids. Gene Ontology annotation, molecular function: mRNA binding. NCBI's taxonomy places the organism in Eukaryota, Viridiplantae, Streptophyta, Magnoliopsida, Lamiales, Lamiaceae. Gene Ontology annotation, cellular component: nucleus. The record is from RefSeq and is a predicted model, not a curated record.